Messenger RNA from Dermatophagoides farinae (American house dust mite), 3017 nucleotides. RefSeq names its product serine palmitoyltransferase 2. Gene Ontology annotation, molecular function: serine C-palmitoyltransferase activity; pyridoxal phosphate binding. The record is from RefSeq and is a predicted model, not a curated record. Gene Ontology annotation, biological process: sphingosine biosynthetic process; ceramide biosynthetic process. Gene Ontology annotation, cellular component: serine palmitoyltransferase complex. Lineage: Eukaryota; Metazoa; Arthropoda; Arachnida; Sarcoptiformes; Pyroglyphidae.
UGUUCUGUUCGUAAAGCUCCCAGGCACACUCGUACACAAAAAAAACAAAUUAAUUGUGUGCCCAUUUGGAACACAAACUAUCCAUUUGGGUGUUUAAUCGAUAAUGCUUCCAUAGACAGUGUUUGUGUUUGGGUAAAUUUUAUAUGGUUUGGUGCUUGCACAACGAUUCGGCGUGAUAUAUUAUUUUAAGCAUUGAAUAUAUUUGGUUCAUCGAAUCUGGCAUCAAGUGAAUUCCACUACUUUCUUGUUUUUCAUAUUCAACAUACAAGAACCGGCAACUCUAUACAACACUCUAUUGUCUACUAAUCGUGAAUAGAUCCAUGAUGGGAUUAGCUGCUGCUGUAUUAUAAACACCGGCAUCUUUCUCCGUCUACACAUAUAUCUAUAGUUCACAAUUUGGCUAUAGCGGCGUUUUAUCUUUUUUUCUGGUUUGUUGAGAUGUGGAUAAAUUCUUCCAUCUCUCCUAUUUCAGCAUCUCUCCUUUGGUAUUUUUUAGAUUCUGAGCAAACCCGAAAAUUCAUUUUAUAGACAACAAUGUUGGCCAACAUUAUUCAUGUUAUUCAUCUAUGAUAGUCUAUUGCAUCCUUUAAACCUGAUCAUGACUCAUCUACUCUUAUCAUUCGUCAUCACAAUUUAUUGAGAAAAAAUUCAAAUAAUUGAUCAUCCGAAAAUCCUCAGUGGAUCCGCCCAUACACACGGUUGUCUAAAACGCAAAGAAUCCGACCUUCCAUCUAACAUCGGAUUCUCAUAUUAAAAUUCUCCAACUUUUUAUUUAUCAAAAUAAUAAUCACAUCAUCAUCAUGUUUCAAUCGUUGGGUCGUUUGUUCGUAUUCUGUUUCAAAUAUGUUUCCAGUUGUUUUCAAUUGUUCGCCACAUUUGGAUGUUCGGCACAUCACCAUCAAGAUUAUCAACAACAUAACAACCAUAACCAGAUCAGUCGAUCUCUGGCUGCAACCAAUAGUCAACAACAGCAUCCAAAUACUGUGACCAACCAUAGUCUGGGCACAAAUGGAAGUUUAGUCAUCAGCAACGGAAAAGGGAUCCAUCGAAAUCGAAGUGGUCAUCUAAUAAAUGGAUCAUUGACCAAUGGAUAUCCUUCGUCAGUUAACAAAAGAUCAAAGUCUUUCCAAAAUGCAAACACUGCCAUCAUUAGCAACAACAAUAAUAAUUAUCAUCAUCAUAAAUCGGUUGUUCGACCCAUAAGCCAGCAGCAAUUCAACGAACCAAUCCGUCCGAUCAUACCAUUCCAUAUGCUCGUCUCGAAUUACAUUUGUCAUGGUACAUUAAUGUUGUUCGGUUAUAUGAACGAUUUUCUUCGUAAAAUUGGCUGGAUCGAAUCAUUUGAACGUGUGGAAAAAAAUCGUGAAGGCUAUACCCAAUUAUACAACACGUUUGCUCCAUUCUACAUCCGAAAUAUUAUUCAACGUUUAAUUAAUAUGUGGUCGCAUCCUAUUUGUUCAGCACCCGGUGGCUAUACAGAAAUUUUGGAACGUGAAUUUGGACCAUAUAAUGCAACUUGGAAAUACACUGGACGUAAGAUACGAGCCAUCAAUAUGGGAUCAUAUGAUUAUCUGGGACAUUCAGAGAAUAAAGGACCACGAAUAGAUUCUGUCAUUGAAACCAUAAAUAACGUUGGUAUCAGCAUUUCUUCAACACCGAACGAAUUCGGUACGACACAAAUUUAUCGUGAACUAGAGACAAAGGUGGCCAAAUAUCUGGGUGUGGAAGAUAGUGUUGUGAUUGGCAUGGGUUUCGCUACUAAUUCAUUGUCGUUACCGUGUUUAUUCGGUCCUGGAUCGUUAGUGAUUAGUGAUGAAUGUAAUCAUGCUUCAUUGGCGCUUGGGUGUAAAAUUUCAGGAGCCAAAAUCCUCGUCUUCAAGCACAACAAUAUGAACCAUUUGGAAAAGAUAAUCACUGAAUCUUUGAUGAAAGGUCAAACUAAUGGCGAGCAAUGGCGUAAGAUUGUCAUCUUGGUUGAAGGUAUCUAUUCGAUGGAAGGUACAAUUGUCAAUCUACCAGAAUUAAUACGAAUAAAAAAGAAAUAUCGGGCCUAUGUAUAUAUGGAUGAAGCUCAUAGCAUUGGCGCGAUGGGAUCUCGUGGCAGAGGUAUCUGUGAUUAUUACGGUUGUGAUCCACGUGAUAUCGAUAUACUGAUGGGAACAUUUACCAAAAGUUUCGCCGCUGCCGGUGGCUAUAUUGCCGGUGAUAGACGAAUCAUUAAUUACAUACGCACCAAUUCGGCUUCUUUUUUCUACGGCACCACAAUGGCCGCCCCUGUUUGUCAACAAAUAUCAUCCAUUCUUGACGAUUUUCUUUCUAUAAAUAGCACUAGCAACAUCAAAUCACCAAUACAGUGCCGUAUACUGCAGUUGAGAAAAAAUGUCAUCCGUUUCAGGCAAAAACUAAAACAAUUAGGAUUUCACAUAGAUGGUAACAAUGAUUCUCCAGUCGUGCCAUUGAUGGUAUACACUCCUUCUCAUCUCAAAUGUUUAAUAUCCAAAUUGUUGGAAAAAGGCGUUGCCAGUACUGGAGCAGCAUUUCCAGUCACUAGUUUAACUGGUCCACGUGCCAGAUUUUGCCUUUCAGCUAGCCAUAGUGAUCAAAUGAUCGAUUAUGCAUUGAAAUGUUUGGAUGAGAUUGGCACUGAAAUCGGUAUUAAAUUUAAUGGAAGCAAAAAUUUGAAGACCUCAAAUUUUCAUAAAAGUUGUUUGACAAAAUGUCAACAUCAACAUGAAUACCAUGAUGGUGGUAGUAUUGUUGUUUCUUAAAGAAUUGAUACAUUGCCAUCUCAUUGAAUCGAGCCAUUUAAUGUUCUUUGAAGGAUAUCGCACAUCAUUGAAUUUGAUCGUUCCCGUUUUUGUCUUAUAUUUUUUUUCAUUUAUCGUUGGAGCACAUACACACACACACACACACACCUUUUAUAACUUAGAUACCUAUUAAUCAUUAUAAACAACUGCUUUAAACAAUCAUUAUUUUUUAUCAUUCAUACGAAUAUUAAAGUCUGUGUUUAUUAUCAA